AUGAUGGAUACAUUCCCAGACUCUGUGGUGAUCAAAGAUAUUCGCAUGGACAACGCAGCAGCGAAUGGCCAUUUAGAGAUGAUCAAAUGGCUACAUCAGCACCAAGCAUGGUGCACUAAACAAGCCAUGAACCGAGCGGCGGGCAAUGGGCAUUUAGAAAUAGUGCAGUUUCUAAAUGAGCACCGCUCGGAAGGCUGCACGACCGACGCGAUGGACUUGGCAGCAAGUAAUGGACACUUGGACAUGGUGAAAUGGCUACAUGAGAAUCGCCCUGAAGGAUGCACGCCGUUUGCCAUGGAUUCUGCGGCGAAGAAUGGACUGUUCGCUGUUUUAAGAUGGCUACACAACAACAGAAGUGAAGGUUGUAGUGCGCAUGCGAUGGACAACGCAGCGUCUGCUGGACGUUUGGACAUCGUGCGGUGGCUACAUGAGCACUACGCAGAGGGAUGCACCCGUGCAGCCAUGACAGAUGCUGUUGCAAACGGACACUUAGAUGUCGCCAGGUGGCUGCAACGAGCUUUUCCUGACAAGUUUGGAGUCUGA
Phytophthora nicotianae INRA-310 is the source of this 543-nucleotide messenger RNA. RefSeq lists its product as hypothetical. Gene Ontology annotation, molecular function: protein binding. The transcript has a single exon. The record is from RefSeq and is a predicted model, not a curated record. Bases 1 to 543 code for a protein of 180 amino acids. Lineage: Eukaryota; Oomycota; Peronosporomycetes; Peronosporales; Peronosporaceae.